Messenger RNA from Cadophora gregata, 3181 nucleotides. RefSeq lists its product as uncharacterized. The record is from RefSeq and is a predicted model, not a curated record. NCBI's taxonomy places the organism in Eukaryota, Fungi, Ascomycota, Leotiomycetes, Helotiales, Ploettnerulaceae. The coding region runs from base 349 to 2010 and encodes 553 amino acids. The transcript is spliced from 2 exons.
GUUCAGCUCCCCGGAGCCUUUUCACCCGUGGAAGUGGUUGUGGACUUCGUGUCCGUGGUCUGGCCCCCUUGCCCGUCCAAUGCAGCGACAGAGAACAUCUCUUGUUUCUGUCACAUUGCCACAGCCAUGUAUCCAUCAUCCAACAGUAGCUUACCCCGCUGACGCCUUCAACCCCAUACAUCCUAUCUGGUAUGCGGAACGCGUUCUCCAGCUCUUCGAUUAGGCAAAUCGCUUGUUCCCUGGUCCGUAACCUCCCGUAAAGCAGAGGGUGCGGGUGAGUCGUGGCACAGCACAGCACAGCACAGCACAGCACAGCACACUCCCAGCCCGUGAGAAGGCCAACACGAGAUGGCCGAGAUGCAUUCUGCAUUAUUUCUCUCUGCACCUAUCCUUCGCGAGGACCGAACGAAAACUCUUCCUGCAAAUGCAGGCGCUUCCGUACCUCCCAGUCCCCAACCUGUGAAGCCCCUUUUCCAGCGUCAACGACGAGGUUCAAAGAGCUCCAAACACACGACGCGCACCAAAUCGUCUUCUCUGUCAACGUCCGUCAACAGUCACUCUUCACAAUCUACGCGGUUUUCUUCCUGGGACGCUGAGCAGAGACACGAUCCCAUGCUCUCAACACCUUUACCUGACUACAAACAUAGCGCGAACCAGACCAACAAAUCAAGAGCAGCUGCUCAAGCCGCGAAGAACAAUCGGACCUCAUCGUCAACUUCAGAUAGCGCUGAACGCAGACAUGCACUCCAGAGCGCGGAGUCGCGUGCUGCGAGGGGAGAGCCACUUGGACGAACGGACAGUCAUUCAAGUACAACCGGCUCAAGUGGCCUCACAGCGGUAACAUCUAGUGACCCGGCCUCGAAUAAUGAAACCCUGACACGUCCAUUCACUCUACGGAAUGGCCGACGAUAUUUACGAGAUACGACUUUACCCUACCCUCUUCCCUGUGACCUCUCCGAGAUUCACAGACAAACGCUGCGGACAAUGCUCUUGUGCCAGGUAUUCAAUGGCCCUACCUGCUCUUCCACCUUCCAGAGCAAGCCCCCCAAACGUGUCCUCGAAGUGGGAUGUGGCACAGCAUUCUGGAGCGUGAUGUGUCACCGACAUUUCUCGCAGAGAGGCUUUUCUUCUAUUUCUUUUACUGGGAUUGACAUUGCGCCGCUUGCGCCGCGUAUGGAAUCUGACGAUGACAUGAAUUGGCGUUUUGUGCAACACGACUUACGGCGGGUUCCGCUGCCCUUCCGGGACGAGGAGUUUAAUUUGAUUAUGAUUAAGGACUUGAGCAUGGUUACGCCAACGACGGGAAUGCAGCAGGUGCUGAUGGACGAAUAUUUACGAAUACUGAAACCGGGAGGAACAUUGGAGAUAUGGGAUGGGGAUCACUCGUUGCGAAUGUUAUUACCGCAUGCUCCCCCUUCAACGAAAGAAGAUGAUGACGAUAGUGAGGACGAGGAACAGGUGCACACGAAUGCAAUGGGCACAUAUACAUUGACGAGGCAGACGCCUUUGGCAGCCCCACACAAUACGUAUCUGAACGACUACAACAGCUGGAUAUCAAAGGCACUGGAAGCCCGAAAAUUGACACCCAUGCCAUGUACCAGCAUGCUUCCCAUGCUUCUCCAAGAAUCAGAAAUCUUAACCGAGAUCGAUUGUCGCCGGUUAGCAAUACCCCUGGACGAGGUCCGCUGGGAGCGAGAAGGAGUCGGCGGAGCAGUAACGCAAGGUUCAAACGGCAACGUCAUCUCUUCCAAAGGCAAAGCCCGAGAAGCAGAUCGACGAACCCUGACCGCAGGACAACUCGCCCUCCGCAGAACAGCACUCAUGACAGUCGUUCAAAUGAUUGAGAGUCUCGAACCUUUACUCAAGGAAGCCAGUGGAAAGGGCCAGGACGAGUGGGAUCGCUGGCAGGGGAACAUGAUGAAUGAUCUUUUGAACCAGAAUGGGACAUCUUGGGGGGAAUGUCUCGAGGUUGGUGCGUGGUGGGCGCGGAAGAAGAAGCCGCCUACUUGAGAGGUUGGACAAUGAGACAUGCUCAAUUGUUCGGGCAUCAGGGAGAAGAAGAAAAAAAUAAUGCUUCAAUUGGGAGAAGGCGAGUGACGUGAAUGGCGGAAUGCCUUUACCCGGAGUCACACGCCCUUUCAUUCUGGCCGCCAUACUUCCGUUCGGACCGUGAAUUCCAUUAAGUCUACCCUUCCGAGCACCUGGUUCUUUGGACGGAUGGCCAGACGGACGAGUGGAAUAUGAACAUGGAAUCCAGGAUAUGAGGGGACCCAAUUGGCGGGGUAGAAGUAUGGGAGUUUCACAUGCUUUCAUAAUAUCUCGUCAGGCGAGCAAUGCGCACAAUACCUGUUUGCUUAAAUAGUGUCGUAGAUAUAUACCCCAUCAGCUUAGCUAUCAAUUGAAAACGAGCUACUACCAUACCAUAUAUUCCUUUCAUUUUAUUUACUUUUGUGAGCAUUGAUCAUACCUCUGCUCGUCAAGCCGGAGCCCACUGUAUUUGAUGCUUCUUAGGAACAACGAGAUGCUCAAGCCCAGUCCAAGUCCAAGAAAGUGAUACAACUUCACCUAUUCAUCACCUCAAAUCUCCCUAAGAUCGUGGAUAAUAAGAACUAUCGCAACGAAAUGACCCAUCGAGUUUCUAGACGAUUUAAGCACCAGAACAACAGCACAUCCUCCCUAGAGACAUUUUACUUCAUCACUUCGAAAACUCUAUAUAAAGUUUAAACACUGAAAGAGGAUCAUUCCACGAUGCGAGCCCUCCCUUCUUGCCGAGCAGCAAAUCGGCAAUUAGAAUAAUCCGAGCCCUCUAUUGUGUUCUCUAGGAAUAAAUAUAGUCCUAGAUCCAUUCUGGGGGUGUAUUAAAGGUGCUUGAAUGGAUGACAAACAGAAGUAUGGAUAUAAAGAGCUCUGUGAGGUGUGGUAUACCUAGGAGUUGUUUUCAUUCCCCCUUUUCUGGCCUCGCUUACCGCAUGUUGGGAGUGUGUACUAUUAGUCCUUCAGUUGCCUAUUAAUGGCUGGCUCUGGCCUUACGUCCUAGAUGUAGACAGACGAGCAGAAUGUUACAAGUUUGGAGUUACUUGCAAAUUGCAAGUGAUGGAUGAUCAAUAUUGUCUUUUGUAAAAUUCUCUCCAGAUCAAUUAGGCUAGGUUUAUAGUCGGAUUUGAUACCACAGGCUUUACUG